UAUCUCAUCGACAAAAGUCUUAUACCAGUAGUUUUGUUCUGGAUUGACCCAGUUGUUGGAUAUAAUUUCAUAACAUAUGGUUCAUUCGAUACUGAACGUUGCAGUGAAGGCUUAGUUUACAUCGUUCAGAAACCGAAGGACUUCAAUACAAAGAGAUAUAAGAUAGGAAGAACAUUUAAUAUAAGUAGUAGAUAUGACUCUACAGUCAAUAGAGUUAAGGUUGUGUUCGUUAACGAUAUGAGAGCUGCUGAAACAGAACUACUUGAAAAGUUUGAGAAAAUGUAUGGUGCUCCCACGAGAGGUAAAGAAACGUUUGAAGUAGAUGAGAUCGACAAAGCUAUAAAAUUAUUUGACGAAGUUGCUGAAAAAUACAUGUAA
Trichomonas vaginalis G3 is the source of this 378-nucleotide messenger RNA. RefSeq names its product organellar and viral DNA polymerase type B. The transcript has a single exon. The annotation marks the transcript as partial. NCBI's taxonomy places the organism in Eukaryota, Parabasalia, Trichomonadida, Trichomonadidae. The record is from RefSeq and is a predicted model, not a curated record.